Molecule: messenger RNA, 3776 nt
Organism: Balaenoptera acutorostrata (minke whale)
Lineage: Eukaryota; Metazoa; Chordata; Mammalia; Artiodactyla; Balaenopteridae
Product: zinc finger protein 496-like
Exons: 4
Biological process (GO): regulation of transcription by RNA polymerase II
Cellular component (GO): nucleus
Molecular function (GO): RNA polymerase II transcription regulatory region sequence-specific DNA binding; DNA-binding transcription factor activity, RNA polymerase II-specific
Source: RefSeq, a predicted model, not a curated record
AACCGGGUUUCUUCUUUCAAGGAUAUGAUCUUCUGCUUCUCAGAAGAGGACUGGUCCCUUCUAGACCCUGCCCAGACUGGCUUCUACGGAGAGUUCAUCAUUGGGGAGGACUGCGGAGUCUCACUGCCUCCAAAUGACCCAGCUGCCCAGCUGGAUCUCUCCCAAGGAGAGGAGAAUGAGCCCCGUGUUCCAGAGUUGCAGGACCUCCAGGGGAAGGAUGUGUCCCAGGUCUCCUACUCAGACUUUCCAAGUCUCCAGCCAUUCCAGACAGAAGAAAGAAGAAAACGGGAUGAGCCGCAGGUGCCAGAGUUCCAAAUCUGCCAGCAGACAGUGCUCCCUCAAAGCAUCUGCCCAGCCGGAGGUGACGCACCAUUUCCCGACAACAGCCUGGAUGAGGAGGUGACCAUCGAGAUUGUUCUCUCCAGCUCUGGGGACGAGGACUCCCAGCUCGGCCCCUACUGCACAGACGAGCUGCAGAGCCCCACGGAGAAGCAGCACAGCCUCCCUACCUCCCACCGGAGCGGCCCUGAGUCAGGGGGUGAGGUGCAGACCUCCUCCAAAAAGUCCUAUGUGUGCCCGAACUGUGGCAAAAUCUUCCGCUGGAGGGUCAACUUCAUCCGGCACCUGCGGAGUCGCAGGGAGCAGGAGAAGCCCCACGAGUGCUCGGUGUGCGGGGAGCUGUUCAGUGACAGCGAGGACCUAGACGGGCACCUGGAGACCCACGAGGUCCAGAAACCUUUUAGGUGCGGUGCCUGUGGGAAGAGCUUCCGCCUCAACUCCCACCUGCUCUCCCACAGGCGGAUACACUUGCAGCCAGACAGACUCGAGCUACUGAAGAAGAGAGAGCAGGAGGCAUCGGGGACGAUGGGCGGGGAUUCCGACGCCCUACUGGCGAAGGGCAAGGCCAAGCUGCGCUUCCAGUGCUGUGACUGCGGGAAGGUGUUCCAGCGUCCCGACCACCUGGCCCGGCACCGCAGUAGCACUCACGUGGACAAGUCCCGGCCCUUUCAGUGCCGGUACUGCGUCAAAAGCUUUUCCCAGAACUCUGACCUUCUCCGCCACCAGCGCCUGCACAUGAAGCGCCGGUCCAAGCAGGCGCUGAACUCCUACUGAGUCAAGGGCGCACACGUUGUUGGGUGCAGCUCCAGCCUGGGUAGAGCACCUCCCGCUCAUGCUCGGUCCUGACUGGUUCCAGACUCCUCCCCAGGACAGAGACCACAUCCUCCUGACCUUUACUCUCAGGUAGAAAUGAGAUCGUGGCCAGUGGAGCAUGUGUUCUGUCUCUGCUGUGCCAGAAGCCGGGAGGGCGUGUCACCACCAGCUCUGACUUGCCCAGUGUUUUCGGGUCUAGGAGAACCCUGUCCAGUGCUUCCCAAGCGGUGGAGGGACUGGGGCGCCCCCUACCGCAGUGACCCCCUUGGUAGGGGGGCGUCUGUCCCUUACCAACCAACUUUCAGUAUACUCCCAUCCUGUGCUGUCUGAAUGCCCACCCCAUCCUGAGGUCUGGAGGUAACUGUACUUUCUACCUGACAGCAAGAAGCUGCAGAUGAGGUGAUGGGUUAGGAGGAAGGCAGGAAGGCGGGGUGGGACCCGUGGGCACAAGGGCAGUAGGGCCAAGCACAGCAAACCAUGUCAUGUCAUCAGAAGUCUGAGUCCUGGUCACCAUCUGGUCCACAAGAACGCCUCAAAAUUAUGAGAUGGCCCUUUCAGGCUCAGAAGCCUCGGUGGGGGGCUUUAUAGCUUCUUGCCAAAUGGAAACCUUUUAUUUGUGAUGGUGGCUGGUUAUUAGGGAUUGUGAGCUCACUUAAGGCAAAGCCCACAUUUUAAAUUGUAUGUUGGCACACACUCCCCGAAGUGUCCUUUCUUUGUACCCGGAAGGUCCUUGGUAUAUGCUUGUGGGUUAGAAGUGAAGUCAUCAUCAUUUGAAAGGCACUUAAGUUUCCUUUCCCAUUGGGUCGUGUCUAGGAAAGGGGAGCUCAGCUCCGGUGAAUGAGAGGUUCUUUGGCUGGGUGAGCUGAGCAGGGGAAACAACAGAACCUCUGGUGAAGUCAUUCUCUACGUGUAUAUUAACUUAGCGUGCCAGUUGUAUUAGUUCAUUAGGGCUGCUGUAACAAAGUACCAAAAACUGGAUGGCUUAGAACAACAGAAAUUCAUCGUCUCAGUUCUGGAGGCCAGAAGUCCAAGAUCAGGGUGUCAGCAGGGUUGGUUUCUUGUAAAGGAAGGAUCUGCUCCAUGCCUCUCCAUUAGCUUUGAUGGUUACUGACAAUUGUUGAUAUUCUUUGUCUUGUUGAAGCAUCACCCCGUCUCGACCUUCAUCUUUACAUGGUGUUCCUGUGUAUGUGUCUGUCUCCAAAUUUCCCCUUUUUAUAAAGACACUAGUCAUAUUGGAUUAGGGCCUACCCUAGUGUUUCCAGUAUGUUCCCAUCUUAAUUAAUUGUAUCUGCAAUGACUCUAUUUCCAAGCAAGGUCACAUUCUGAGGUACUGGGGUUAGGACUUCAACAUGAAUUUGGGGGGGAUGGGGAGACACAAUUUAACCCCUAAAACCAGAUAAUCCUGAGGUUCUGCUGUCAUUGCUGAUUCACAGGUGAGUCAAUACAAACUUGAGUUAGCUUGCUCUCAGCUCUAUUGGAAGCAGGAUUCAGAUCCAAGCUUCUGCUCCCAGGGUGGAUGUCCUCUGCAUAUAGCUUUAAAUUUCCUUGCCUGGGGUUCUGGACUGGGAGUGACCACUGGUAGUGAAACCGCAAGCAGUGAAAACCAUGGUCUUGUUCCUGGCAGACUGGCCAGGUUGGCUCAGCUCAAUAUGAGAAAGCACAGAGGCUAUAGAGUACCAGUGACUAAAUCAGAAAGCCAGCCACCAGGCAUGCGUUUUGUAUUUGUAUGUCAGGUCCCAUUAGCAGGCAGGAAGGCUGGGCAAAUGAAUGCAAGGCCCUUUGUUCCUUGUCAGCCACUUCAUUGUCACGUUGAGAGACCGUGCUGCCACAAACUCAGUGAAAGAGUUACAAGGUUUUAUAGUUAUGAUUACUGUGCCUGUGUAGAUUCAUCUACAUACCCAGGAACAGUAAAUGCAAUAAAAUAAUUUGGUCGUACUCUGAACAAGAAAUAAACUAUUGAGGCUCUUUGUUUUCUACAUAGUUUGCCUCUUGGAUUGAUCUGCCAGGAAAAGGGAAAAAUAUGAAUCUUGAAGGCCAAGGGAGGGGAAAAUUCCAAAUAGAACCCAGAUUCCGUGUACAUUUACCCCGCCCACCUGUGCACUCUUGCCCAAGGAUUCCAUUAAGAGGGGAGUUUAUGAACCCAAGAGGAACACUCCUCUACUUAGUGUAUUUUAUCUGAAAAUCAUAAGAAAGUAAGGGAAUGUGACAGAAUUGAAACCUAUGAGGACGCUGUGCAUCUGUUCAGUACCCACCAAAUAUUGUGAGGGAGUCCCCCAUUCACUUACGCAGACCUGACCAAGGUACUUAGCUAAUCAGAAGGUUAGCUUCCCCCUGGAUUCAGAAACCCUACUGGGUGAUGCAACUCAAAUCCCAGGUUCUUUCCAUGCAGAAGAACCAAUGCGGUUACCUGCUGUGGAGAAAGCUCCUCCAGAAGAUAGGAGAACUGACCGACUUAGUCCCUCCCCACCCUGGGUAGCUGGGCAGACAGGUGAGCUAUGUUUCUACCUUGCCAAGGAUGUUCAGAGGCCGCACAUCUGAAGAACAUCUGUCCUCCCUGAUCAUCUGACCCCUUGGCACUGUUCCCAUAAAUUCACAGGUGCAUAAUAAAAAUUCGACUCACUGAA